Messenger RNA from Diprion similis, 2308 nucleotides. RefSeq names its product FMRFamide receptor (gene FMRFaR). NCBI's taxonomy places the organism in Eukaryota, Metazoa, Arthropoda, Insecta, Hymenoptera, Diprionidae. Gene Ontology annotation, cellular component: membrane. Gene Ontology annotation, molecular function: G protein-coupled receptor activity. Gene Ontology annotation, biological process: G protein-coupled receptor signaling pathway. The transcript has 5 exons. The coding region runs from base 776 to 2155 and encodes 459 amino acids. The record is from RefSeq and is a predicted model, not a curated record.
UGGAUUUUAAUAUCACACGUAAUAUAACGGGCGGAGAUUUAAUAACGAAAUUAAAAAAUUAUCAUGCUACAAAACUGCGGUGCAGUGAUUCAGUGUGAUUUUAUAAAGAUUUACGACUUGAAGAUUAUCAUAUACGCGGGGGAAAAAUAGACAGUGAUAAAUGAUCAUAAAGCUGAACAAUGCAGAACUUGGAGGUGGAUGAUCCGACUUCGAGUGUUGUGACAUUGCGUCAUGUGAUCAAAGAAUAUACUACGCUGAUAGAAAAAUUGGGAGAAUCGACCUGAGAAGAACGCGUGAGAUUGACUCUCGCAAUUGGGACUAAAAUGUGCUUAUUCAUUGAUAAAUACGCCGCGAGUAUAUUCGUUUCUAAUAAAAAAUCAAGCAUGGCCGUGUUUCGGAUCGCGCUGAGCACGUCGCAUAAAUUUAAAAGGUGAUAAUCAACGAGGAAAAUAUCACGAUACGUAAACUUAGGCCUAAAUUGUACUGCGAGAAAAUUUUUAAAUGACGCGAUUAGCGCACGGAUGAACUUACCUAGUGCCGCCUGUGUUUCUGGACCAACAAAUUUAUCUAUUUCGUAAUCGAAAAACUAAUCAACCCACGCAAAAUUAUAUGCUUAAAAUUAAUUUUUCCGAUCAGUGAUAAAUAUCCGGCAUCAUUAAUCGCGAUAAUCAACGAAAAUAAGAGUGAAAAUAUAAAUAAUAAAAUAAAAAGAUGCAUUGGACGAACAUUUAAAAAAUCAGCGAACCAAUGCGGUACGCUGAACGAAAGAAUCAGAAUGUCCGCAGUAAAUCCAAUGACUAGUACGGCUUACCUUCAUUCAGGUGCAACGAACGACUCGACGGAAAGCGAUACUUUGAAAAAUUUCACGACCAAACAACUGUUCGAAUGCGAUAGUUUGGUAGGAGAUGGCGCCCUUUUAGAAUUCGUCACCAAUGGUAUUCUACUGAAUUUGGUCGGUCUGUUCGGAUUAUUCGGCAACAUCAUUUCGAUGAUCAUACUUUCCCGGCCUCAGAUGAAGUCCUCGAUCAACUACUUAUUGAUUGGCCUAGCGAGAUGCGACACCAUCCUCAUUCUAACUUCGGUUUUUCUCUUCGGACUCCCGGCCAUCUAUCCUCAAACGGGUCUUUUGUUCAAUUACAAGUUUUUCGUCUUCCCAAGGCUGGUGAAGUUCUUGUAUCCGUUGGCCACGAUCGCGCAGAUGGUCUCAGUUUACCUGACCCUGACUGUAACGAUGGAACGGUACGUGGCCGUUUGUCAUCCCCUGAGGGCACGUUCCAUGUGCACGUAUGGCAGGGCGCGGAUGGCUGUCCUCUGCAUCAUCAUCGUCUCUACAGUCUACAACAUACCGAAAUUCUGGGAAAUGACGAUCACUGAGGAGAUUCACUGGAAGUACAAACUGCCGAUAUAUUGCGCAAACGCAACGAAGAUGAGGCUUGACGAAUUGUAUCGUGCGAUCUACAUCAAUUGGAUGUACUUUGUCUUCUACUAUGCCAUUCCGUUUACAUUGCUCACAUGGUUCAACAUGGAAAUAUAUCGACAGGUGAGAAAGGCGAACAAAGAGCUGCAGAAUCUGUCGCAUCACCAGCGGAGAGAAAUUGGUUUGGCAACAAUGCUGUUGUGCGUUGUGAUAGUCUUCAUAGUGUGCAACAUAAUCCCUCUAGCGACGAACAUCUCCGAAACUUUUUACGACAGUAUCCCGAUGUGGCUUGUUCAGAUUGGAAAUCUAAUGGUGACGAUCAACAGCAGUGUAAAUUUCAUAAUCUACGUGAUAUUCGGUCGAAAAUUCAAGCGGAUCUUUCUCAGGUUGUUCUGCAACUCUCACAUAUUCGGCGCAGGUCGAGACAGUCCGGAAUUCCCUACCAACGACGAAUCCGUCGUGACCAACGUGACUAAUACCGAGUUACGGAACUCGAUACGUCGUUCUCAGGUGCACAGGUCCAGCACAAGGAACAGCAGGAACAAUAACGUGCAUCUGUCCAACGGCAAUUCUAACUCCCGACAAAGCCCAAAACCCAAAGUGUGGUCGGCCAGUCCCACACCCUGCGUAUAUUAUCCGGCCCAAAGCCCGGCGAGAAGUCCAAGUCAAAUGUCACGAACCCUAAGUGGCCAAAAUGGCUGGGAGAAGAACAAUGUGAUGGAGACGGUGAUCCAGUAGUCGGGGAUAAAAUCUGAUUUUUACGACACCACCGUCGAUUCCGAUGGCGCCAGGGACUCUGCACACGUUUCUUCUUAUCGGUGUCAGCUUGACCCUCUUGGCGAUGUCCGCGCUGCAAAUAACACCUGGUAAUAAAACGUGGGGAGAAAAAUA